AACACCCAGGACAGAAGCGGGGCUCGGUGUAAACGUCGAGGCGACUUUUUAAGAGCUUGUUUUUUUAUUAUUUCGUCAGCACUAUUUCAUAUGUGUAAACCCGGCUGCUGUUUUUGCGAGGAGUGAGGGAACUACCGUCAGCAUCUAAAGGAGACGACAUCUGGCUUCACACGGUGAGCAUCAGCAGCCUGUAGAUAAUGGACAUGGUUUACACAGCAUCUGGAAUAAUGGGGACACAUUAUCCCCGUACAGCAUGUCAGGCCAUGUGAAGAGGGACUAUGGAAGGCCAAAAUGCAAUAAACAGUCCAAAACAGAGGGAUGAUGGAGACAGAGGGAGUCAUACAAACAACAACACAUUCGAUCCGAUUUUAAUGAAAUCAACAACUCUGACAUGGUGCACAGCUGCCUUGUACAAAGGUGGAAAGGAGCUGGUGAAACAGUCACAGUUAUAAAGCUGAAUGAGGAAACGAGAGGUGCACAUUUCUUUGGAUCACGUUGCUGAAAAAAUGAGUAGGCGUACUCGAUGUGUGCAUAUGACACAGGACUAACUGAGUCAACUGAAAGCGCUGGAAGGUGUGACCACAAAUGACGUAGCUAUGUAAGAAGACUUCUCUCCGAUGCACGGGUCCUGACAAUCAACACACUACUGUGAUUCAUGCCACAUAUGUGGUACCUCAGGGGGAUACGCCGGUUCAUUAGCAGAAGAAAAACAAGCAGAUGAUGAAUACCUGAGUUUUCUCAGCGUUCGUCCUUAGACCAACACAUUUAAAAAAAAUUUGAUUGAAGGAAGCAUGUUCUGAAUGUGCACCAUGCCUAGGAACCGAGCCUUUUCCGAGCCAGAGUACUCUGCGGAGUAUUCUGCAGACUGCUCUGUGACGCUGCCCUCUGACCCCGGGCAGGCGGUUGGGCGAACCCAUGAGGUCACAGUUCGGAGCUCAGGAUGCUGCCUCUGCCUGCCGCGGUUCAUGCGCCUCACCUUCGCGCCUGAGUCUCUGGAGAACCUCUACCAGACCUACUUCAGACGGCAGAGACACGAAACCCUGCUGGUGCUGGUCGUCUUUGCCGCCCUCUUUGACAGCUACAUCAUCGUCAUGUGUGCGGUGGUCUACACCACUGACAAGCUGGCUUCUGUCUUGGUGGCAUCAGUGGGACUGGCGGCCGAUAUUGUCCUCUACCUACUGUGCCGGUUUGGGCUGCUUCCAGACCGCAUAUCGAGACGGGUGGUGCCCUACGCCCUGUGGGUGCUCAUAGCGGCUCAGAUAUUCUGCUACCUGGGACUGAACUAUGCCCGCUUCCACCAGGCCAGUGACACGGUGGGCUGGCAGGCUUUCUUCAGCUUCUCUUUUUUCCUGACUCUGCCUCUGAGGCUGACACCCAUCGUGCUCAUCACCACUGUGUCCUGCGGGGUCCACACCCUGGUUCUAGGCGUCACGAUUGCCCAGCAGCAACAGGAACACAUCCAGGGGGCCGCACUUGGAAGACAGCUACUGGCCAACAUAGUGAUCUAUGUCUGUGCCAUCACUGUGGGCGUCAUGUCGUACUACAUGGCUGACCGCAAGCAUCGGAAGGCUUUUCUGGAGGCCAGACAGUCCCUGGAGGUCAAACUGAACCUGGAGGAGCAGAGCCAGCAGCAGGAGCGUCUGCUGCUCUCCAUCCUUCCAAAGCACAUAGCUGAUGAGAUGCUUCAGGACAUGAAGAAGGAACCCAGUCAGAAAGAGAUGCAGCAGUUCAACACCAUGUACAUGUACCGACACGAGAACGUCAGUAUUCUGUUCGCAGACAUCGUGGGCUUCACUCAGCUGUCGUCGUCAUGCAGCGCUCAUGAGCUGGUCAAACUGCUCAACGAGCUCUUCGCUCGCUUCGACAAACUGGCUGCAAAAUAUCACCAGCUGAGGAUCAAGAUCCUGGGAGACUGCUACUACUGCAUCUGUGGGCUGCCUGACUACAGGGAGGACCACGCUGCGUGCUCCAUCAUGAUGGGGCUGGCCAUGGUGGAGGCUAUCUCGUACGUCAGAGAGAAAACGCAGACAGAUGUUGACAUGCGAGUCGGAGUGCACAGUGGGACCGUCCUGGGGGGGGUACUCGGGCAGAAACGCUGGCAGUACGACGUCUGGUCCACAGACGUCACUGUGGCCAACAAAAUGGAGGCUGGAGGAAUACCAGGGCGCGUCCACAUCUCUCAGAGCACCAUGGAGUGUCUUCAUGGAGAGUUCGACACAGAACCAGGAAACGGAGGAGACCGCUGCGACUACCUGAGGGAGCGCGGCAUCGAGACCUACCUGGUGGUCGUUCCUAAAGUACCUGUGGGGAAGAACGGCAUCAACGGCGUAAAGCUGUCUGUUACCUCUUCCAAUGGAAACUCCCCGCUGUUGAUCAACACCACAGAGUGUAACGGCAGUGUUAACACCGCCUGCACCACCCCCGAGGAACCGGAGGAACUGGACACAAGGGUGGUGAAUCCGUCCUUCCCGAACCCUCGGAGGAGGCUGCGACUGCGGGACCUGGUCGAGAGGGUGAUCGACGCUCAGGAGAACGAGCAGGAGCUCAACAAGCUGCUGAACGAGGCUCUGCUGGAGAGAGAGACCGUGCAGGCUCUGAAGGGGAAACACACCAACAGGCUCUCCCUGAGGUUUGUGGAUCCGGAGCUGGAGACCCGUUACUCCGUGGAGAAGGAGAAGCAGAGUGGAGCGGCCUUCUGCUGCUCCUGUGUGGUGCUGCUCUUCACCGCAGCCAUGGAGGCUCUCAUAGACCCCUGGCUGAUCGCAAACUACAUCACCUUUGCAGUGGGAGAGGUGCUGCUGCUCAUCCUGACCAUCUGCUCUCUGGCAGCAAUCUUCCCCAGAGUCUUUCCAAAAAAGUUGGUCUCUUUCUCCACCUGGAUUGACCACACCCGCUGGGCUCGGAACACCUGGGCCAUGGCGGCCAUCUUCAUCCUCACUAUGGCCGACAUCAUGGACAUGCUGAGUUGUUUGCCUCAAGUUCCAGACUCAGGCAGCACCACAGCGGCCCCCCCCUCCUCCCCUUCCUCCAACUCCUUGUCAGGCCCGGGUGGUUGUCUGUACAACCCCAAAUACUACAGCUACAUCGCCGUGCUGGCGCUGAUGGCCACCACCAUGCUGGUUCAGGUCAGCCACAUGGUGAAGCUCACGCUGAUGCUGCUCAUCACGGGGGCCACGGGCAUCGUCAACAUCUACAGCUGGAGGGACAUCUUCGACCGCUACGACAUGGCCCGCUUCCAGGACUACAGCUCUUACCUGGUGCCCUCCAAGUUCACAAUGACAAUUAUGAUCUUCAUUAUGAUGGUCAGCUUCUAUUAUUUCUCCAGACAUGUGGAGAAGCUCGCCCGCACCCUGUUCCUGUGGAAGAUAGAGGUCCAUGAGCAGAAGGAGAAGGUGUACGAGAUGAGGCGCUGGAAUGAAGCCCUGGUGACCAACAUGCUACCGGAACACGUGGCCCGACACUUCCUGGGCUCCAAGAAAAGGGACGAGGAGUUGUACAGCCAGUCCUACGAUGAGAUUGGGGUCAUGUUUGCCUCCAUUCCUAACUUCUCGGACUUCUACACGGAGGAAAGCAUCAAUAACGGGGGGAUAGAGUGCUUACGCUUCCUAAACGAGAUCAUCUCAGACUUUGACAGUCUGCUGGAUGAGCCUCAGUUCCGCUGCAUCACAAAGAUAAAGACCAUCGGCAGCACCUACAUGGCCGCGUCAGGAGUCACCCCGGACGUCAGCAACGGCUACAGCUGCAUAAAGAAGGAGGAGCAGUCUGACAGAGAGCGCUGGCAGCACCUGGCAGACCUGGCAGACUUCGCUCUGGCCAUGAAAGUCACACUCAUGAACAUCAACUACCAAUCAUUCAACAACUUCAUGCUACGCAUCGGUCUGAAUAAGGGUGGAGUGUUAGCAGGAGUAAUCGGUGCCCGGAAACCCCACUACGAUAUCUGGGGCAACACUGUGAACGUGGCCAGCCGCAUGGAGUCUACGGGGGUGAUGGGAAACAUCCAGGUGGUGGAAGACUGCUACAACAUCCUGAAGGAGUACGGCUUCCGCUUUGUGAGGAGGGGACCCAUCUUAGUUAAGGGAAAAGGUGAACUGCUCACGUAUUUCCUGAAGGGAAGAGACAAACAGGGCUCAUUUAUCAACGGCUCCUCUGUCACUCUGCCACACCAGGUGGUGGACAGCUAAGGACUCGCACACAAACACAUACACAUACACACACUCCCCAGCAGUUACAUCCAAUGUGUGUAAUGAUUGCAGAGUGAGAGAGUUUCUGGAACGAGAAGUAAUUUGCCAAAAAAACGCUCCGGUACCUGGAUUCAACCAAAUGUUUACAAAUCACAGAACCACUACACACUUCAUAGACAUCUCAGACACACACACACACACACACACUUGUUCUCUGUCUGUGGAAAGAUAUAAAAGCCUGUAGAGAUUGUAUUUAAAUUCAAUGUCACCACAGAACUCAAAACUGAAUAAUUACAAGUUGAUAUAAAAUAGAAAUAGUAAAAAACUUCGGGAACAUCUUGAUGCAGACUCUAUAAAACAAAUAAAUAACCCACAUAAAGUCAAGCCAAAGUGUCACAAGAUGGACAUAUUUUCAUUUUCAUGGUGGCAAUUCAUUUACUUUCUGUAUAAAGAAAGAGAAGCUGUAUUCCCCCCACCCGAAUGGAAUGGAGAUGGAGGUUAAUGGACUUUUGUUUGUAACUGGAGUGAGCUGGAUGUGUGUUUUCACAUUCUCCUGCUACAAAAAAAAAGUGAUAUGAAGGUUUCUUCAGUAUUCUCCUGCUACAAAUCUUCACACCUUCAGACACACACUCUCCUUCUGCUCAUUAAAAAAGACAAAUCCAUUCCAGCAGCUUUUCAUCAAACCAGGGACAUUUGCACCCUAACCAUUCAGCUAUCAAAACCAGGUAUUAAAUAUCAUUUCAAUCCAAUUUCAUCCACUGCGGAUCAGCAAGAGGAUAAAUAAUCCAAACUGGUUUUAUUUAAUUCAAAUACAAUCAUAGGUUUUAUCUCUUUCCAGAUGAAAACAUUGAUCUCACACACACACACACACACACACACACACACACACACACACACAAGGCCUUUUCACACCUGACCACAUUAACACUACGUAGCUUUUGGACGCCCAGCCUAAAUUCUGGACCGCUCCCCAUGUACAACAUCCUUCCAUGAAACGGAAAGCCGAUCUGAGCUCAGAUUUCCGGUCUCCUAUGAAGAAGAGGAUUUGGAAGCGGACCAACGAGAGGCCAGAAGUGACAAUAGAGCUGCUGCCAAUAUGUGCGCAUAGUGUUUUCCUGCAAAAUCAAAGUAUUCUCUCUCGUGUGUGAUCUGAAGACUGAUCGCUCCUCGGUGUACACACCUCUGGAGAGGCUCCAGGCCCCCUGCGUGAGGGGUGUUGGAGAUUUAAGGGUGUACGGAGAGAGACAGGGUUCAGGUCAGAGGGUAGAACACAUGGCAGGAAUAUGUUUCACUCUGAUUGUGGAUUGAUGGAAGUGCCUAUCACAGCUGUGAUGUUUUCAUGAAGUUAAAGGAGUCCAUAGCCUUCUACAGGUAGUCUUUGAGUCUUUUCACAUUGCUGUGUGAGGACAUUCCAGUUUAUUUCAGCAACUCCACGUUCUAUUGAAUUAGUAGCUGAGAUCUGGAAACAUGAUGAAAUCACCAAAAAGGUUCAAGAAAGUCUGAGCAUCAGAAAGUUUGGAAACACAGCAACUUAUUAUUAUUAUUUAACUUAAAUUUCACUUAAGAUAAAACGAAGGAUUGCACUGUAACAUUAUUACCCAUAUUUUCAACAUCCAAAACAGUUUAUAAACCCAGCCUGCCUAAACAUUGACAUACUGUACCUAGCAAGCCCCCAGGAAGAGUGGCGGCAAUUAAAGCAAAAUGUUGUAGAGGCCAAACGGUGGUACUACAACUUCCUUGUCAGUUUGUGACAUUGGGCCACAAGAAGACUUUUCCCAUUGAUUUAAAAUAAUUGUAUAAUUAACUACGCAGGACAAACACUUUUAUAGCCCUGAUUUAAAUUACUAGGGUCUAAAAGUUGUAAAAUGCGCUAAAAGCUGUAUGUACUUAUUUAACUGAGCCAAAACCCGGCAGAUUGGAGGAGGGGCUUAAGGGAAACUCGCUCCAUUUUGGCUUUAUGUUGUGCCACUGAGCAACUCUCAAACGCUCUAUCCAGUUCUUAUGAUUAUUGUCAACAUUUUAGGGUUGCUCACUUUCAUUUUAAUCACAAAUGAGGGUUUGGACUAUCAUUUACGUUGCCUAAAUUUUUUUUUAAUUGAGCGUCCUAUUUAUCCUGGGAUUUAGGUUACUGUUAUGUGUAUUUACAUUUUAAAAAGUCAAACGAAAAAAACAAUAUAAAAACAUUCUCUUAAAAUGAUUAUUUUGUCAGGAAAGGACAGAGGCUGUAAUAAACUGGAGUUUCCUUUCAUUGCAUGUGGAUUAAAAAGAGACUUAAAUAAAUCUAGAACGUAUUCAACAUGUCAAUAUGUCAAAUGGCCAACGACAAACAGUUCAAUAUAGGAACUUGUUGCAGCGUCCCACAUCGUUUACACAAGAUUUGGAUCUAGCCCAUUUCUAUCUGCUAUUAACAUGAGUGGAAAGCGACAUGUGGCCUUUGGAUUCACACCUGUCGCGUUGACGCUGCUGUCCACAGUGCUACUGAUGGACGAGUCAUUCAUUUAUUGCCAUCCGAGUUAACCGAUCUGAAUUCUGUGUACAUUUACACCUGGUUUAAAAAACUGAUUCCCUGAUCCAGAUACACGUCUCAUGUUAAUACCAAGUCGAUUCGGGGUCAAACUUUUCUCUUGAGUUUUGUCUGAAGUUGGCUAUCAUCUGUGUGUUUGUUAGUCUCCGAUUGUUGGACAUCUACAGCCGACAUCCACAGGGUUUUUCAUACACCAGUGUGUUUACACGUGCAUUUGGCAGAUGCUCCUAACAACGUUUUGGUUCAUGUGAAAAUCUGCAAGAAGUUCCGGCUGACCCUAAAGCUGCUUUCAUAUGAUAAGUCAUUUUCCCUUCGCCCACUAGAGACUUGUGGGGGAGAAAACACCAAGUUAAGUUUUGUUUCUAUGGUAACCUCCUCCGCUAGCUUGCGCCACUUCAUGCAGCUGUCAUCUGAUUGGUUGCACGUCGAUAGGUCAGCAGAAAACGAGGUUUAAAUAAUUAGAACUAGGAGCAGAGCGCUCCUCGACCCCAGGAAAUGUGCUGGCAAAUGUCUUAGUGGUCAAUCAGUGGUACUACAGUCUCUUUCUAGUCAGAAUCACAUUUUUGGCCAAAAAUGUCCCAUUGGGAAAGAGAUUUCUGGAAACCAGCGGGGUUUUUUUUAGCUACAUUAACUACCCUGUACGAACAAUUUGAUAUCUCUUAUUUAAAUCAUAAGGUUUGAAAAGUUGUAAUAAAAAGCACUUAAAGCUGAAUCCAGAGUUAUUUUCCUUCUCCAUUGAUUUCACUGAGUAAGAGCGGGAGAUCAGAGCGGGGCUCAAGGAAAACUCAAGUGCGCAUGUUUGAGCCCACUUAAAGGGGUAUUUUUGCUCUCAAGUCAGGCCACUUACCAACUUUCUUAGGAAAUAACAGGGUCCUGCCUCCAACGCUGUACCAGUUCUCUUUAUACAUCCUUGAUGGCUAUGUCCCCUGCUAGCUUGUACUACUUCAUACAGCUGUCGUGUGAUUGGUUGAGUGUCGAAAGGUCAGUGAUAAAGGAGGUUAAAGUUGAAAUAGCUAGAAUUUUGAGAGCAGUGCUCGGCAACGGGACUCUGAAAUGUUGCGGCAUCUCGCCCGGGGGGCGGGGUUACGUACUGCGUCACAUCUCUCAUGCGGGUUCGCCGAACCUAGUGCGCGUACCAUAGGGCGCACAGAGCUAGCGAACCUAGGUCUUAGAUCUAACAAGUUAUGCUUUUUACAACAAGCUUUUUGAUGGAAAAGUGGUGUUUAAUUUCCAUAAUCUUUGUUUAAUGAACGCAUAAAACCGUCAGUUUGUAAGCGAAAUUAAGAAUUACGAUAUUUGAGUUUGUUUAUCGUUACCCAGUAACCGAGGCUAUAAGGGUUGUAAAUUAUUGCAAUUUCAUCACUCAUGACAAGUGUCGUAGCACAGUGGUUAGAGGAGCGGGAUUACACCGAAAGAUCUAUGGAUCAAAUCCAGCAUCAAUCAUUGUUCCAAUGUUCGUUUUGGACUGGAUAUUUACAUGCCAACACAAAAAGUUGUAAAAGUAGCCAAAUAAGAGUUCGUUAGUGUGUCUACAGUUUAAGUGCAUUUAUAGUAUAUAGUAUAUAUGAUUAGCAUGCUAAGCGGAUAUUUAGCUUUAUCCAAUGCUGACUUAUGAAAUGGGGAUGUGUUCCUCCUGUUUAGUUAAUAUUUCGACUGUUAAUGGGCAAGAUACAUUUUGCUUGGUGUAGCCUAAUGCACACUAUGAUUUGGAGUUAAGUCCAGUUACGAGUUAAGUUUCCACACGCACAUACACUCAAGUAGACCUAUCCUGUCCCAGCUUGAAGUAGCCUUUGAUGAAGGUAUACAGCAUGAGAGAUGUGACGCAGUACGUAACCCCGCCCCCCGGGCGAGAUGCCCCAAAAUGUCAAGAGUCCCGCUCGGCGACACGUGACGCUGAGGGUAGCGCUUCCACCGGGUUGGGCGGCACCUCUUUGUCCAUCGAAACAAAACAACAACGUCAGCGCAGAGCAGUUUUACUGCCUAUCAUGUGAAUGCAGCUUCAGAGACCUGGCCAGGUGAGAAAAUAUUGACACAGACAGUAACAUCAAACUAAAAUUGACUUUAUUAUUUCACAUUUUUGGACUAAUUGCAGAUUUGAAGAUGGCAAACUGUAUUCUUAGGGAAGCCUGUUGGUCUGCCUCGACAGUUUUCCCACGCAGGGAAUGAGGCCUGUCACGGUGCUUACUUUUACAUAAUUUUGCCAAAUUUGUUACAAUUAGAGAAGCUCCGACAUGACUCCCCUAUUUGUAUAUAGGAUGUCCACAUGAAGGCAGGACACGCAGGAGAAUGAGCGCCCCCACCUGGCAGGAAGCAGAUGUACUGUGUGAGGGUUUUGGGGAUAUGAAUAUGUAUACAUCUCUUUCCUCCGCUGAUUGUAAAGCCCAGUAGAAUGGGAUGAAAGUGCAAUAGUUUCUUCUUCUACAAAACCUGACACUCUCCUCUCUUAAGGAAAGGUUCAAUCAUUCCUUCCCCUUUAAUUCAUAUUUUUAUAACGUUACGUACAAGUUUUGUUCUAUUUAAGGAAAAGGAAAGAGGACUGAGUAAGUCCAAUUUGUAUAUAGACGUUAGAAGGUGUUUAUGAAUCAGAUUUAUUUAUUGGAAACGACAGGGACAUUGUUUUUUUGGUUUGUUUUUUUACACCGAUGUGAAAGUGCCAAUGAUAAAAGGAAUGACUUUAAAUGUUAAAAGCCAAAAAUGGACCACGGCUGUUUCCUGAUUUGUAUUUUAAAAGAAUCUCAGGCUUGGGAACAAAAAUGGAAUAAUGUGUCAUGCUUCCAGGUUUUGACUGCGACAGAAUCUUUUUUUGUUUUAGCUAAGCAGCAACACAGAACAGUGAAAACACCAUCUGGAGAGCCAGCAGGGCCAGCCAAUGAUGAAGUCGACAAAAUGAUUUAAUCUUGUGGUUUUAGUUGUUGUUGUCGAUCCAUUUUUGUCCGGAUAUGAUUCAAAACUUUGAUUCCUCUGCACAUUUUUUUGUGAUUUUUAAUUAGCUAUACUGUAGAUCCCAAUUCUGGUUUUGAAGUAUUUCUCAUUCAGUGUACCAUCCUUCAUUUCAUCUGUCAU
Molecule: messenger RNA, 9768 nt
Organism: Eleginops maclovinus (Patagonian blennie)
Lineage: Eukaryota; Metazoa; Chordata; Actinopteri; Perciformes; Eleginopidae
Gene: adcy3a
Product: adenylate cyclase 3a
Exons: 21
Coding region: 801-4181 (1126 amino acids)
Biological process (GO): adenylate cyclase-activating G protein-coupled receptor signaling pathway; intracellular signal transduction; cAMP biosynthetic process
Cellular component (GO): plasma membrane
Molecular function (GO): adenylate cyclase activity
Source: RefSeq, a predicted model, not a curated record